CACGGUGAAACCAAUAAAGCCCUGCUUCACAAACCCUACUUCACAAACCCUACUCCCCUUCUCACUUCCGUCUCCUCUCUCCUCCAUUUUCGCACUUGUCGCCUCCGCCGCAUCUUCGAUACCUAUCAACAGCUUGCCACCGGUGAGCCGCCAUGGUGCACGUCGUCCACUUCACCGGCUAUUCAAAGACAUUUAAGAAGCCCCGUCGUCCUUAUGAGAAGGAGCGAUUGGAUGCUGAGUUGAAGCUUGUGGGAGAGUACGGGCUUCGCAACAAGAGGGAGCUUUGGAGGGUUCAGUAUGUUUUGAGCCGUAUCCGUAAUGCUGCAAGGCAUCUUCUAACUCUGGAUGAGAAGAACCCUCGUCGUAUCUUUGAGGGAGAAGCUCUUUUGAGGAGGAUGAACAGGCAUGGGCUUUUGGAUGAGGGACAGAACAAGCUCGAUUAUGUGUUGGCUCUCACUGUUGAGAACUUCUUGGAGAGACGUCUUCAAACUCUUGUCUUCAAGUCUGGAAUGGCCAAGUCUAUUCAUCAUGCUAGGGUGCUCAUUAGGCAGAGGCACAUCAGGGUUGGGAGACAGGUGGUGAAUGUUCCCUCAUUCAUGGUUAGGGUGGACUCUCAGAAGCACAUUGACUUCUCCCUAACUAGUCCCUUUGGCGGAGGCCGCCCAGGUAGAGUGAAGCGAAAGAACCAGAAUGCAGCAGCAAAGAAGGCAUCCGGGGGUGAUGGUGAUGAGGAAGAUGAAGAGUGAGUGAGUGAGCUAUAACAGACAGCUCUUUUGUAGUUGUAGGUUUGAGUCAUUAAAUUUUUAUGGCACUAUUGUUCCCCUAAGAGAUCGACCCACCAAUUUUCUUGUUUCAGUUGGACUGGUUUUGUUCUUAUAUCAUCUUAGAAAUUUUUGAGGAGUUGAUUUUCUUGUGCUGAACUAUUAGAAUUUUACCUUUGCUGUUGAAUCCACAUUGCUCUGCUCUUGUCAA
Messenger RNA from Spinacia oleracea (spinach), 972 nucleotides. RefSeq names its product 40S ribosomal protein S9-2. Gene Ontology annotation, molecular function: rRNA binding; structural constituent of ribosome. NCBI's taxonomy places the organism in Eukaryota, Viridiplantae, Streptophyta, Magnoliopsida, Caryophyllales, Amaranthaceae. Gene Ontology annotation, cellular component: cytosolic small ribosomal subunit. The record is from RefSeq and is a predicted model, not a curated record. Gene Ontology annotation, biological process: translation; ribosomal small subunit biogenesis. Bases 153 to 746 code for a protein of 197 amino acids. The transcript is spliced from 3 exons.